GAUUGCAUCCAUUAAAAACUUAAAAUUAAAAGUUUCGUAGGGUUCACAAGAUUCAUGUUCAUUUCAGUCCCUCGCCAUGGAGCGAACUUGUAAAACAGCCACCUUGUAAAGCUAUCCUCUGUUCGUGAAACUCUCACACCCAUGCACUUCGCUUCGCUACUACGCAUAGGGAUUUCCCAGUUUCUUUCCACAGUGCCCCUUUCCCGAAGCAACCCGCUGUCUCAUACAGACUCAGAUCGGGAACUAGCUGAUUAGAUGCUCAUUUGGCAACAGUUGAAUUAAUUAAUUGGGGCCACUGCCAGCCGUGACCGUCCUCUGUUCUUUUCUCUUGAUCUUCCCCAACUAUCCCUUUCUCCGAUUUUAUUGAUUGCUCCUCUUCUCCUCGCCACUGCCAUUGAUUAUCUCGAUUCUUUUCCCCUUACAUACUACUGCCACUUUGUGGGUCUCUCUCUUUCUCUCUCAUGGAGUCUGUGCAAGCCGCUCGACUCGUUUCCUGUAAACCUUGUCUGAGUCUAUCAGAUGCUGGGUUUAGGUUCAGCGCGUUUAGGCAAGUGGGUUCUGUUCCUUUGUGGAGAAAAUCACAAGGAAGUCGUUCUCUGAUGCUUGUAAGAUCAGUUGCGGAUAAAAAUGGAGCUGGGUUUCGCAGUUCUCAAAAUGGGUCUUCUUCUGCUGUUGAAAAUGAAGAGGAGGGUCUUGUGUUGGACACGGAGAGGGAUUGCUCUGGCGCCGUUGUUGGGUUUCACUUGAUUCCCCAGACUCGUAAUCUCGGAGGUGGCAAUGGAGUCAUUGGCUCUCCUGAAAAUAUAACUAUUAAUAGCAUAGAAGGAACUGAAGAUACUGAAGACACUGAAGAUGCUCAAGACACUGAAGACAUUGAAGAUACUGAAGAUACUGAAGACACUGAAGGAGAAAAGAAAAUCCAAACCAGAGUCACUCACAAUGUUGUUUUUGUUACUGCUGAAGCAGCACCAUUUUCAAAGACUGGGGGUUUGGGAGAUGUUUGUGGUUCUUUGCCUAUAGCACUAGCUGCCCGUGGACAUCGUGUAAUGGUUGUCUCUCCUAGAUAUCUAAAUGGUACUGCAUCAGAUAAAAAAUUUGCUGGUGCUAGUGCUGUUGAUUGCCGCAUCAAAAUUUAUUGCUUCGGCGGGGCCCAGGAGGUUACCUUUUUCCAUGAGUACAGGGCAGGUGUUGAUUGGGUUUUUGUGGACCAUCCAUCAUAUCACCGACCAGGAAAUCCAUAUGGUGAUGCUUUUGGUGCUUUUGGUGAUAAUCAGUUUCGGUUCACGUUGCUUUGCUACGCAGCAUGUGAAGCUCCGCUGGUGCUUCCAUUGGGAGGGUAUACCUAUGGAGAGAAAUGUUUGUUCCUUGUUAAUGACUGGCAUGCAAGCCUUGUCCCAGUGCUCUUGGCAGCCAAGUAUCGUCCAUAUGGAGUUUAUAAGGAUGCGAGAAGUAUUCUUGUAAUACAUAACCUUUCACAUCAGGGAGUGGAACCUGCCGCAACCUACCCAAAUUUGGGACUGCCUCCUCAGUGGUAUGGGGCACUGGAGUGGGUGUUUCCUACAUGGGCAAGGACCCAUGCCCUGGACACAGGUGAAGCUGUCAAUGUUCUGAAAGGCGCUAUUGUGACAGCGGAUCGCAUAAUGACGGUUAGCCAGGGCUAUUCUUGGGAGAUAACAACUGUUGAAGGUGGAUAUGGUCUGGAUGAGCUAUUAAGUAGUCGAAAGAGCGUUUUGAAUGGGAUCACGAAUGGAGUUGAUGAUGCUGAAUGGGACCCAUCUUUAGAUGAGCAUAUAGCUUUUCAUUACUCCACUGAUGAUCUCUCUGGAAAGGUCAAAUGCAAGAUUGCUCUACAGAAGGAAUUAGGUCUUCCUGUUAGACCUGAUUGCCCAUUGAUUGGAUUCAUUGGGAGAUUGGAUUACCAAAAAGGCAUUGACUUGAUCAAAUUGGCAACUCCUGAGCUUAUGGAGGAGGAUGUGCAAUUUGUUAUGCUUGGGUCUGGAGAACCUCAGUAUGAGGACUGGAUGAGGGCAACAGAAUCUACCUAUCGAGACAAGUUCCGUGGUUGGGUUGGCUUCAAUGUUCCCAUUUCUCACAGAAUAACUGCAGGCUGCGACAUACUAUUGAUGCCGUCACAAUUUGAACCUUGUGGGCUAAACCAGUUGUAUGCUAUGAGAUAUGGAACUGUACCUGUGGUUCAUGCCACUGGUGGACUUCGAGAUACAGUACAGAAUUUCAAUCCAUAUGCCGGAGAAGGCAGUGGCGAAGGCACCGGGUGGGCUUUUGCACCACUAUUGAAGGAGAGUAUGUUAGCGGCCUUAAGAGUUGCUGUCCGGACUUACCAAGAGCACAAGUCGUCUUGGGAAGGAAUAAUGAAGAGAGGAAUGCAGAAAGACUACACCUGGGAUAAGGCUGCAGUUCAAUAUGAGCAGGUCUUUGAUUGGGCUUUCAUGGAUCAACCUUAUGUUGGCUGAGUUCUGUUUUUUUUUUUUUUUUGGGGGGGGAGAGAGAGAGCAAAUAAGGAAAAGUUCUUAAUUUUCUGCAGUUAGUCCCAUAUAUAGGAUCAUCCAUGGUCACAUUAGCUGAAAAUUGCACAUAGGAACAUCUUUUUGUGCCCACAUGUGGUGGAUAAUUGUUCACCUUCCCUUGGUCAUUUUCUCUGUUCACAGAGUUGCUUUUUUGUAGCUCUCAUUCUCACUUCCACCCAUAACCUUGUUUUAUAUUCUUUAUAUUUAUCUUUGGGAGUAUAAUAUCAUCAAGGGCAUUAUAUUUUUUAAAGCCAAAUCCUAAGGCCUAUUGUUUCAUUUCCUCUUUAUCCUACCACUUAAUUGUAUGAACAGAGUGCUAGAUUAUCAAUGGAGUUAAAUGUACUUUUGGUUGUUGAAUUUUUUU
Messenger RNA from Malania oleifera, 2889 nucleotides. Its product is annotated as soluble starch synthase 1, chloroplastic/amyloplastic. Bases 462 to 2471 code for a protein of 669 amino acids. NCBI's taxonomy places the organism in Eukaryota, Viridiplantae, Streptophyta, Magnoliopsida, Santalales, Ximeniaceae. Gene Ontology annotation, molecular function: alpha-1,4-glucan glucosyltransferase (UDP-glucose donor) activity. Gene Ontology annotation, cellular component: chloroplast. The transcript is spliced from 15 exons. The record is from RefSeq and is a predicted model, not a curated record.